Fusarium poae is the source of this 924-nucleotide messenger RNA. RefSeq lists its product as uncharacterized. The coding region runs from base 1 to 924 and encodes 307 amino acids. The record is from RefSeq and is a predicted model, not a curated record. NCBI's taxonomy places the organism in Eukaryota, Fungi, Ascomycota, Sordariomycetes, Hypocreales, Nectriaceae. The transcript has a single exon. Gene Ontology annotation, molecular function: oxidoreductase activity.
AUGUCCCAAAACAUCCUCAUCCUAGGCGCAGGCGAACUAGGCCUCUGCGUUCUCGAAGGCAUGGCCAGCCAUCCUAAGCGUCAGCACCAACGAAUCACUGUGCUUAUGCGCCAGGCAACCCUCGACUCAGCCGCCCCCGAAAAGAGGAAGCUCAUCCAACAUAUCCAAUCCCUCAACGCCGGGUUCCAAGCAGGCGAUGUUGCGGCUGCCAGUGUAGAUGACCUAGCAGCCAUAUUUGCUAAAUACGAUGUCGUUGUAUCAUGCACAGGUAUGGCUUUGCCAUCAGACGUGCAGUUCAAGAUCCUAGACGCUGCCAUCGCUUCAGGCAUCAAGCGCUUCUUUCCAUGGCAAUUCGGCAUGGACUACGACGCCAUUGGAAGAGGCACAUCACAAGGUUUAUUCGACAAGCAAGUCGAAGCGCGCGAUAGACUACGCGCGCAAAACGACGUCGACUGGACAAUUGUGUCGACAGGCCUAUUCAUGAGCUUCCUAUUCCGCGCCGACUUUGGCGUCGUUGACCUAUCCCAAAAAAUAGUUCGCGGGCUAGGAAGCUGGGAAACAGAAAUCACCCUUACCACACCUCCCGACAUUGGUCGUGUUGCAGCAGAGUUAAUUCUCGACCCGCGCGGAAUCGGGAGCCGACCUGUUUAUAUCGCCGGCGACACAUUUACCUACGGACGCCUUGCGGAUUUACUGGACUCUCAUUUCAACACCAAAUUCAAGCGCGAAUUAUGGGAUUUUGAGAUUCUUACGAAACAAGCGCAGGAUGAACCGGAUAACGAGAUGAUCAAGUAUAGAUACUCGUUUGCGCAGGGACGAGGUGUGGCGUGGCCCAAGGAGGGGACUUUUAAUGCGGAGAGGGGGAUUGAACUCACUGAUGUAAAGACGUAUCUUGAAAAGAUGGACUUCAAGGUUGGAGAGUAG